GCAGUGCUUGGUAUUGGGAUGUCGUGCUGUAAGUAGUGCGCAUGCGCAGAUCUGUAUUGCGUUUAGGAAGACCGCAAGCGUGUGAGGGGCAAUGGAUCCUCAAAAAGACGUUCAGCCUCCGAAACAGCAGCCGAUGAUCUACAUUUGUGGAGAGUGUCAUACAGAAAAUGAGAUUAAAGCCAGAGACCCCAUUAGAUGCAGAGAAUGUGGAUACAGGAUUAUGUACAAGAAAAGGACCAAAAGAUUGGUCGUAUUUGAUGCCAGAUGAACUUCACUUUUGUUUGUUUUUCUGUUCUAAUAUGCUUUUUUAAAAGUGUCUAAAUGUAAAUACAUGUGUACGAUUGAGUUCAACACGAGAGUACAAUACAGUUUGCUAUAAAAACUUCUGUGAAUACAGUUUGCUAUAAAAACUUCUGUGAAUGUGUUGUUGCUUAAUAUUUUUUUAGCCCAGCUAAAUUGGUUUUGUUUUUUUACAUAAAUCAUCCUACGUAUACGUAAUGUAAAGAACAUUCUUUAAAUAUGUAAUUUUGAUAGCUGUAAUAAGGACAUGACCUUAUUGGCAACUGCGUAAGGUCAUGUCAAAUAUUGAAAUGAAUUAGUUCAUCAUGCUCUUAAUCUCAUAAUUACAUAAAGGGGUGAUUUUCAGGACAGGUCUUAUCCGAGUCCCAGACUAAAUUGCAUGUUUGAGCUGGCACAAUUGAAAAACAUCCACUGGCGUAUCUUAACAUGCAUCCGUGCCAUUGUUUUGUCUCAAAAAGCACAUUUGUAAGGUAUUUUUGUUAAAACUAUGUCCUAAAAUAAAUAAGGCCUAGUACUGGAUUAAUCUAAACCCUGUCUAGGCCUUUGAGACUUUA
Paramisgurnus dabryanus is the source of this 854-nucleotide messenger RNA. RefSeq names its product RNA polymerase II, I and III subunit K (gene polr2k). Lineage: Eukaryota; Metazoa; Chordata; Actinopteri; Cypriniformes; Cobitidae. Gene Ontology annotation, cellular component: RNA polymerase III complex; RNA polymerase I complex; RNA polymerase II, core complex. The record is from RefSeq and is a predicted model, not a curated record. Gene Ontology annotation, molecular function: DNA binding; zinc ion binding. Gene Ontology annotation, biological process: DNA-templated transcription.